CUGUACCCUACACACUCGCCGUCUUGCCGCUCUUCUGUCUGUUCUCUACCACGCGAUUCUGAGUAAUCGUAUAUUCUUCUCCGCUAUUGUUCAGCUACAGUUCAAAAAAGAAUGGCAGCUAUGCAGCUGGAGACGCCUUCCCGAAUCUGGCGAAGAAUAGAAGCUGUGGAGGACCGGGACAUGCCCUCGCUCCCCUCAAUACCUGGAUUUGAUGACUCUGAUGGGUCCAUUGAGGCACACACGCCAACUGACGACCUCAGUGUGUCCGACGUGCAUGUUGGUACUCCGAUGCAUUCCACUCCGGCUCUGUCUUCCCAUCACACGUCAACGUCUCGUAACCCUUCAAGUGUAUCCAGUACGGCUCGUUUUGCUCAUUCAUUCGCACGUUCGGCACAUUCAUCAGCUGCGAUAUCGGCGCCUCGAGGAACAAAGACAAAUGCCUCGUACAGUUUCGAUGUCAGUGCAAUACCUUCGCUGCCAGAUGUUCGUGCCGAAAGUGGGAUCGGAUAUAUUUCAGAUGAAGGGGAGAAAGAGGAGGAGGAGGGGGAGGAGGAGGAAGGAAUUUUGAGGCAAAGCAAAGAUAGCGUUCCCGACGUGUAUCUGCCUCCGGAUUACGCGGAUGGCGAUGAGGAACAGGACGCAUCUAUUUCUGAGGCUCUUCAGUCAACUAGUCGCUCGAGCUCUCCCUUUUCUGAACAGGUUCAGCCUACUCCGAAGAAAAAUUACGACUAUGUGGUCCCACUCAGAUCUGAGCCAAAGCCUUCCCCCCUUGAUCCAUACCGGAACAUUUCUAUGCGUCGGCCUCUUGCACGAACGCGCACUCCUUCACUAUCACAAACUACCCUCUCCCCAGCAUCCUCCCCGCCUAAUUCUACGCCUCAUAGCACUAAGUCUGUGUCUAUCAAUCGUUCAAUGGCAGAGUCGCCAAUUCGCGGAACGUCGGUCCCUUUGCCACCUUCUCAUGCUGGUUCUCCCGCCGCCGCCUCUAUGGAAUAUAGUGGCAGUCGAUCACAACAGGACCUAUCCCUACGUGAAUCUGAUUGCCAGUCAUCUAUGGAUAUUACGGAGUCGCAUAUAUCGCCGAUCAAGGAUCUUCAGGCUGAGGGGCAAGAUCAAUCAUUCACGUCGUCUAACCAGGUAGGAAUGGCCAGUGAUCAUGGAGAACACGAGCCGACUUUUUCAUCUGAUGGUGACGACACUUCCUCCCCCCCUCAGAACUCCCAAAAGCCCCCUGACCAUAAGUCUCUGGCACCUAUGUCUAGCGCCUUUUCUUCCCCAGCUCAAUCAUUUGCUUUCACACCAACUCCUGCUUUCUCCCGACCACGGGCACGGUUCAACCUCCCUCCUCCACCUUCCGAUCUUCUUGCCACACCCAAACCGGAGGAAACAGACCCUUCAGAGCUGGGUGAAGCUGAGCCGCUGACCCCUCAUACGCGCCGAAAAUCGUUUCUGUUGUCCAUCGUAAACUCUACAAUUCGGCCCCGACUUAAGUUGCCUACUCCUCACCCACGGACUGUUAUACCUCCUACCCCGAGUAUCGCUGAAACGUUGACGGAACCUGUAGACGGACCUAUGCCUGCGGUAAACCUUCGAACUGCGUUUGCUGGUGCUACGCCUCGUCCUCGAAUAAACGCAGGAAGGCCAUCCCAUCCGCUGGCCCAGGCAUAUACAGCGACAACAGGUUCAGAAGAUUCAGAAUCCAGCUCUAUUAGCAGCAUAGCUGCGCCGAAAGUUGCUACGCGCCGAGCUUCUAUGGGAGUUGCGCUUCAGAGUCCUGCGUAUGAUGGCUCCGCAGAUCGAGCUUCCUUCAUAUCAACUGCAUCGUCGCAUGAUCUGACCACUCAUGUUCGUGCCAACACUUCUUUCGAUCCUGCUAUGGGAUUCGGAAUUGGUGCACAGGCUAACGGAAGGUUCAAUGCUGGCAAGCUCAAUACGUACUUGCAUGGAUUGAAUAGGCGGUUGCAGGAAGAGAAUGAAGCUCUUAUCGAACGUCUGCGACGCCUUGAGGAAGGGAAAAAAGGCGGCGCCGAAACAGAAAGUCCUUCUGAAGACGGUACUAUUCCCUCUGACAGGCGGUUGAGUGGUGGAAGCAGCAGACGGAUUAGUGCAGGGGCGACUGUAUUGGGUGAUGUCCAAGAAGAUGUUGGGGGUGAAGGCUGGAUAGAGGAGAAGGUAGUGUUGGAAGAAAUGAUCGAGUCGUUCAAAGAAGAGAUUGAAAAGAACAUGUUGGAGAAAGAAGAGCUUGAAAAGGUGCUUGAUGACGAACAACAAGGACGAUCCAGAGAUAAGGCACGGUGGAAGGAGCGUAUGGUAGAGGUGGAGUGUGGUGUGGAGGCUAUCGUCAAAGGCCUCGAGCAGAAAUUACAAGACGCCGAGACGCGAGCUCAGACCUCACAGGAAGCCCUCAUUCGGAUGAACGAACUGGAAAGACAGCUAGAGAUGGUCUCUGCGGAACGAGAUCUAGCUACAGAGAGAGCGGAGAAGUCGGAGAAGGUGCUGGAGAGCGGCAAGGAGUUGGGUGGGGAACUUAAAGAGGCAAAUGACCGAAUCAAUGAACUCAGGAGCGACCUUCGAAUCUCCAACAUUCAAAUCAAAGAGCUAGAGCAGGAGGUCUUACGCUCUGACGAGAGAAUUGAUGUACUCGAGAAGGACUCCCGGGAAGAGAAGAAUGCUGUGCAGGAGAUAGAGAAAGAGUUGUCCAACAAGAUGGGUGAGCUGGAUGCCCAGAAGAGGACGAUUCAAAACUUACGAGGGGAGCUGAAGGCGCUGACAACUGAGCUGCAAACAACGAAAUUAUACGUUUCUGAACUCGAAUCAGAUGCAGAUGCAGCGGCUGACCGUCUGGAAGCCCUUGAGCUCGAGGUCACCAGCGCUAACGACCAGGUCAAGGGACUCCAGGCUGAGGCCGAAGAGACUACGCAGCGAUUAGAAUCUUUGGAGGUUGAAGCCCAACAGGAUAAGGAGCUUGCUCGUCAGAUGGAAGAAGCCCUCGAUGCUGCAGAGCACAAGAUGGCCGCCGAUGAUCAAGAGCUAUCCCAGCUCAAAUCUCGGCUAUUGAUGCUGCAACGCGAGCGGGAACGCUCGAUGGAAACCAGCAGUCGUAGUGUAGAUCCUUCCCGAGAAAUCAUCUCGCCUGUGAACACCGCCGACAUCGAGGCACUAGAGGAGGAACUCGACAACGCCCACCGGGAGAUCGCCCGCCUCAACACGGUUCUCAGUGCUUCUCCUGCUCGAAAAGCGAUAGAAAAAGCGAAGGACGUGAAGAUUGAUAUGUUGGAGAAGGAGAAUGAGGCGCUGUCCGAGAGAAUCAAGGCAUUGAAGAUUGCUUCUACCAGCUUCAAUACUCCAGGCAGGAUCAUUAGCAACAGUGGCAUCUCUCCCAUUCACCGCCGCGUUCUGUCUAUGUCAUUCAAGACGCCACGAACGCCUGGUACCCCGCUCAAGGAGAUGUCAUGGUUAAACAGCCAGACUGGUGAUGCAGAUCAUAUUGUCUCGCCACUAAUUGCAGAAAUAUCGCGACUGCAAUACGAACUCGACAUCGCUAAUGAGAGCAUCGACGACAAGUUGGACAAGCUGGAAGACGCUGGUUUGGGCGUCGUCGGGCUUACUCAAAAACUGGAAGAUGCUCGUGCCAGAAUAGUAGCUUUGGAAGAUGAGAUUUCUCGUCUUAUCAGGAAGGAGGAACGCCGAAUGAGACGCCUUGAAAAGGCGCGAUGCCGAAAGUGUAUGACAAAAGUCAACUUCAACUUCGGGCUUUCCGAAGAUAAUGAUAGCUCUCUGGAAAUCUCUCAUCCCAGUCUUGCUUCAGAACCGCCAACCCCCCCUACGAAGACAAGCGAGGUUCUUCGUGCGAAUUUGAAAUCCUUGAAUUCGCAGCUAUCUUCCAUGAAGAAACAAUGGUAUCAAGAGCGCGAGCAGUUACAGGGCGAGAAGGAGGAGGCCACGAAGAUUUCUCAGACAGAGAAGGCUGGCCAAAAGAUCCGUUCGGACGUUCAAGCUGACUUGGACAAGGCAAAAAGGACGAUCUCUGAGCUUGAGGCUGAACUUAAAUCCGAGCGAGCACAGCUUCGUAUGCUUGCGGUUGAGCAGGCUCGGGUUGGUCAUGAGCGAGACAACAUCAUAUUACAGCUUCAACGAACAGAGACGGACAUGGAGGACGUCCGACAGCACUUGCAAAAAUACAAGAAAGAAAAUCAUGAUAUGGAAACCGAAUUGCGACAGAACGCAAAUGCCGAGCAAAAGGCGAGGCUGUUGGAGAAUCGAGUUACCGAGAACACCGAGACGAUUGAGCAGCUACGACAAGAACGAGCGCUCUUGGUUGCUGAUCACAAAGCCCUUCAAACACGCUUCUCUGAAAUAUCCGAGCAUGCGAACCGACUGCGCGACGAACAUGCUGCGUCCCAAAUAUCGCACGACAAUCGCAUACAGCAGCUCGACCUCCACAUGACAGAAAUCGACGAUCUUCGUCGUGCUCUGUCAAACCAAGGCGAAGAACUACAAAGAGUCGAGACCGAGAAGAAUCGCAUAUCCGCAGAACGCAGCGAGGUCUCCCGGACGGUCGCCGUUCUAGAGGCUGAUUUGAAGCGGGUGAAACAGGACGCGGAGGCCUUUGGUCGCGAUUUGAAAUUGCUUCGGAGUGAGAAGGAUCGGGCGGAGGCGAAGCAGAAGGACGAGUUGGCCAGAGCGGAGAGGGCGAAGAAGCAGGCGCAGACACAAGUGCGAUUGUUGACUGAACAGCUAGAUGCACAAAAAGCGAAGGUUGCACGUGCAAAGGAACAGAUGGAGCAACAUGCUUGUACGAUAGAUGAGCAGCAACUAUCGGCAAUUAAGCUCCAGCACAACAAGGAGUGCAAAGGCUUGAUUGUCCAGAUUCGAUACCUCAAGGCGAAGUACAUCCGCGAGUCAAAUAUGCGUCUCGAUUUGGUGUAUCAAAAACAGUACCUGAUGAUACUUCUGGGAAAGAUGGAGAACAGUGAGAAAACCAUAUUUGCGGCUAUUUCACGGAUUGGUUUCCCUGUGGAGCCGCCUUCACCUCCAGCGAAACAUCGGAAGUUCAAGACUAUCGCACAGAUGCUUGUAUUUUUGUCCCGAGUGAGACGUGCCAGUGCUGAAUGGCAAAAACAGUGCGAGUCUAAAGAAGCCAUUGCUGCUGCGUUGCAAGACAUGCGGAGACGGCGAGAUUCUAAACCGUCCUAGUCAUAAUCUACCAUUUUCCAUUUUAAUCUUUGUCAAUGCAGUGUAUCAUUUCUGUAUUGCUAUCAGUAAAUCGCUUGUUAUAUAUUGUAUGAAUAGUAUUAUAAUUUCCCACCUGAAGGAAGAUAUCAACAAGGCGACGCCAUUAUAGGUUUUGUAGAUAGGAAUCAGCGCUUUUUCCGCGCUAGUCGCUUUGCGUUGAGGACACGGUAGGCACGCGGAGAAAAAACGUAUGAAAGUCCACUCCAUAUUGUCGUCGCGACAACAGUCCAC
Molecule: messenger RNA, 5466 nt
Organism: Guyanagaster necrorhizus
Lineage: Eukaryota; Fungi; Basidiomycota; Agaricomycetes; Agaricales; Physalacriaceae
Exons: 12
Coding region: 112-5196 (1694 amino acids)
Source: RefSeq, a predicted model, not a curated record